AUGAUUCGGCAUUUUGCUAGGCAAGCACUAUGUGCGUACCGCAACCUAGCAGUGAAGGGAAGGGAGUGUUCAAGUGUACCGUCUCGCCAUGCAGCUUUCUCUACUGAAAGUGGGGUCAGCAUACGCGCAUUGCUCGAAAACAAUCUCCGCCCCUUCAAAACCUCAGAAGUCCUCAAACCUGCCGAUUCAAGCGUUGAUGCACGAGAAGAUCUCUUAGCCAAGAUGCUUCUCAGUUCACAAUUAAGCAGAACUCAUGGCGAGUUGCAAGAGUGGAACGAUGUGCGAAAUCGAUUGGAAGUUGGUUUCAAAGGAGAAUCUCCGACUACAAACUCAGGCGCGGUUCAACAUCCAAAGAGUUACAAACCGAAGAUCUUGUCACGAAUUGAUAUGGAUGAGAACUAUAGAGCAUUUGCUGCGAGUGGUAUGUCUGCGGUUGCGUGGGACCCUCAGACAGAUUUAUCUGAUGUAUUCCUGAGUCCCGAAGAGAGGGAAAAGGCCUAUGAAUUAUUCAAAUUUGCUUGUCAAGGACAAGGGUUCUUGGAUGAGAGUGUCAGGAGCCAUGUUUUCAAUUUGUUCAUGUAUGGGGAACUUGCUCGGCUAGCCAAUACUAAUCAUCUAUUCAUUACUGAAACGCUCAUUUCACUUGUCACAAUACUCCACUGGUAUUCCUUCAAAUCCACAUAUUCCACUUUUAUGAUUGCGCUUCACAAUAUGAAGUCUUCAAGUGCUCGUAGACGUUUGAUCGGCCACAUUCAAAAGUCCAGAUUGAAUUCUGAAUUAGAUUCAAUACAUCAGACAUUAGCCAAAGAGGAUCUGUUGAGCAGAAAAAUUGGACAUCAGUAUUUACUCGAAAAUGCCAACGUCUUUGACGAGGAAAGCUCCAGAUUUAUUUUGGCAUUUUUGUUGGAUGUUAGCCCGAAUCUAGCUGUGGACUAUUUCAACAAAAGAUAUGUUUUUGGUCCAAGGUCACCCAAACUGGAUAACUCGACCGUUGAAGUCUUUGUGGAGUUUUUCGUUCCAAGAAAGAGAUACAAGGAACUCUUCAAUGUCUUCUUUUUCAUUGAAAGAAAUCUAGGACUUCGUGUGAAGUACCAUCUACUGCAUACUCUUAUGGGAAUGACAACGAACUGGUCUUCGUUUCCUGACCAACGGAUGACAGAACCUUUAUUGCUUUAUUAUCACUAUCUUCGGAACAGACGAGGAUUCAAAAUACCCAAGUCGCUUGAUGUCAGGAUUAACGAGAGAUUGAAAGCGGGCGGAGGAUACGAUAAAACUCGCGCUUUAAAGCUUAUCAAAAAUGUCGCUAAAUCGAACUCUUACCGCUUGACAAUUUAG
Ogataea haglerorum is the source of this 1335-nucleotide messenger RNA. RefSeq lists its product as uncharacterized. The transcript has a single exon. The record is from RefSeq and is a predicted model, not a curated record. The coding region runs from base 1 to 1335 and encodes 444 amino acids. NCBI's taxonomy places the organism in Eukaryota, Fungi, Ascomycota, Pichiomycetes, Pichiales, Pichiaceae.